This is a messenger RNA of Mus caroli (Ryukyu mouse), 765 nucleotides long. It is a transcript of the gene Ascl4, whose product is annotated as achaete-scute family bHLH transcription factor 4. The record is from RefSeq and is a predicted model, not a curated record. Gene Ontology annotation, molecular function: RNA polymerase II transcription regulatory region sequence-specific DNA binding; DNA-binding transcription factor activity, RNA polymerase II-specific; protein dimerization activity. Gene Ontology annotation, biological process: developmental process; regulation of transcription by RNA polymerase II. NCBI's taxonomy places the organism in Eukaryota, Metazoa, Chordata, Mammalia, Rodentia, Muridae.
AUGGAAAAACGCAAAUCGGCCGGACUGCUUGCCCUGCCGUCCGCGCUACGUACAGCGCCGCUGGGCGCGCUGGCCCGGAGGGAGCCCUGCAGGGUCUCGGUGCGCCAGGAUGCCGCGGACUGCGCGCGGAGACGGCCGUACUCGUCCCUGCCGCUUGGGGGCGUCGCCGAGCCCGCCUUUCUGCGCCAACGCAACGAGCGCGAGCGGCAGCGCGUGCGCUGUGUGAACGAGGGCUACGCGCGCCUCCGCCAGCACCUGCCCCGCGAGCUGGCGGGCCAGCGGCUCAGCAAGGUGGAGACGCUGCGCGCUGCCAUCAGCUACAUCAAGCAACUGCAGGAGCUGCUGGAGCGCCACCGGCCGGACUGCAACAGCGAUGGCGAGUCCAAAGCGUCCUCCGGGGCCUCGCCCUGCAGCGAGUCUGAGGAGCGUGGCUAGCAGCGUCCUAGCCCACCGGGCUUUCAUGGUUGCUUCUCCGGGCCUAGAUCUUUAAAACAAAGCCAAAAACCAGAAAACAACUAAGUGCUUCUAGAUCUAGGAAAGAAAGCUACCAGUGCAUCUGCAACAGAACCAUACGUCAGACCAGAUGAGAAAGCUUAAGGUCCAAUGAAGACAUUUUUCAGGGUCAUAAGUUCAGAAAGCCACAGGUUAAAAACCCAUUCAAUUUAUUUCUAUGGCUCAUUUAGCUCUCUUGUCUUGUUCCCCCUAAAACAUACAUUUUAGUUCCAAGUAAAAAUUCAGGUCUAGAAUACCUGUAGCUACUUGGUG